GCCAUACUUCCUCAUCGGCCAAGACGCCAACGGAGAAACGGUUUACUCUGGCAUCAUGUGGGAUCUCCUGCAGAUGCUGGCCACUAAGAUGAACCUUCGGUUCGAGAUAUACCGGCCCCCCGACGGCAUGUGGGGGGUGGAGCUUCCCAACGGCAGUUGGAACGGCAUGUUGGGCAUGAUCCAGAGGCAGGAAGUCGACAUGGCGCUCGGUCCCUUUGCGGUAUCGUACCAACGCACGAAAGUGGCGGACUUCCCAGCCAGCAUUUUCGUGCUGCCUCACCGCCUGUACCUGCCGAGGCCGCGUGGAUCCCCUGACCUCAGUGAUUUCGUUCGGUUGUUUCACCCACUGGUGUGGUUGAUGGUUCUCCUGAGUGUCUGCGUGGUGUCCCUGGCGGUCUGGGCAGCCUCGAGGAUGGAAGCGCAGAGCCAACACACGCUCGCGGUUCCUCUGCCUGCUUUCAAGGUUCUGUUGCAGGUCUGGGCGUCGCUGAUGCAGGAAUCGUGCGAGUGGCGCGGCGUCGGCGUCGGGAGAGCUCUGAUGGGCAUGUGGUUUCUGGUGACCCUCGUGCUCAUGAACACCUACAGCGGGCUCUUGGUGGCCUCCCUCAGCUUCCCGAAGGUCGCCAUUCCGAUCGCCUCCGUCGAGGAGCUGGUGGCGCAGGACAAACUGCCUUGGCGUCUUGAGCAGGGGGGCAUCAUCCUGCAUACCUUUGAGACAGCAGACGUCAAGAUGUACAAGACGCUUCUGCAAGGAAGCAAAGGUUUCUUCCCGGAUUGCUUUGCCGCUCGAGAGGACAUUGCCAGGGGUCGAUUCGCUGGACUCUGUGAUGUAUUGGCUGGAGAUAUGAUGGUUGCCAAGACCUUCUCGAGCACCGGGAGAUGCGAUUUCUACAGUCCUCGGCAGAACAUCGUUACGCACACGUAUACGCUCGUGCUACAGAAGAACUCACCUUUGAAAGAGAAUGUCAAUUUCUGGCUUCAGGAGCUGCAGGAACGUGGCUGGGUGGAUCAGCUGGUGAACCAACGGGUGAACAACGGCACCAUCUGUAAGCUAAGUCCAGGGCAAGAAGUGGGUCAGGUCCCCCCGAGUCCGCUGGCGAUUAUGCAGAUGUGGGGGGUCUUCGCCAUUCUUGCCGUCGGGCUCGGCGUGGGGUCUUUUGUGUUCCUUCUUGAAAAGAUGGCCAACCUUUUGCACUGACAAGAAUCUAUGAAUCUGAUCAUAAUCAUGUGAAUUACUAGCAAAGAAUCGCAUUAUGUAAAAAAAAAAAAAAACAAGACUCAAACUC
This is a messenger RNA of Penaeus vannamei (Pacific white shrimp), 1286 nucleotides long. RefSeq names its product glutamate receptor 4. The record is from RefSeq and is a predicted model, not a curated record. Gene Ontology annotation, cellular component: membrane. Gene Ontology annotation, molecular function: ligand-gated monoatomic ion channel activity. NCBI's taxonomy places the organism in Eukaryota, Metazoa, Arthropoda, Malacostraca, Decapoda, Penaeidae.